AUGUUGACUCCUCUCUCUGCACGCGGGUCGGCGAGGCGCGGCAGCAUCGCUGAUGAGCCCUCCUCGGGCCGUCGUCGGAGCAUCUCGGCACGGGUUUCCCGCCUCGCUGCCCCCGUCUCCAUCCCGCGCAGUCAGCGCAGUGAAUCGGGCAGCGUAACACCGACGCGCUACCGCAGCGACGUCUCCGUCAGCCCACGCCGGGUCCGCGUUGAGGGCUACGAGACCCCGGCAGCGACCAAGGCGAAUGCCAUGAAGGUUUACAUCCGUGUCCGCCCCUUCAGCGAGCGUGAGAUUGCGCAGAAGACGACAGACCACAGCACCAUUCGCAUCGAUGCAGAGAACCCGUCGGUCAUCACCAUCCUCGAGCCGUCGCGUGGCUUCCGCCCGCUCUCCACCCACAUCUUCAACCGCUGCUUCUGGUCCGUAUUUGAGACGUCGAAGAACGGGGCGGAGAAUUCACAGGUGGAGAUACGCGCUGGGGUCGACACCUUCCUGAACGGUGGCAUGAACUCAGCCCGUCGCUCGCGGGCGCAGUCCAUCGUCGGGCAGCCGGGUGUGCCGCUGUCGGCGCGUCGAGCCUCACGACUAAGCUUGGAGACGGACGGGCAGGAGCAAACCGAAGCGCCGGCCUACGAAGGCGCCGGCUCAGCCCCGGUCAUGGUGGACGCUAACGUGAGCCACCCGCCCUACGCGGGCCAGGACGAGGUGUACAACCACGUCGGCAAACCCAUCGUCGACAACACGCUGGACGGCUAUAACGGCUGCAUCUUCGCCUACGGCCAGACAGGUAGUGGCAAGACCUUCACCAUGCUGGGCUACGCACCGAGCCGCAGCGACAUCCGCGCACGCCGCGAAUCCAUGACCACCUCCACCUCAAUUGCCCCCGACGACGCCUCUACGGCAUACAACAAUUGCGACCCCUUUGAGAGCGACGACGGCGAUGACGUGGUGGACAAGACGGGGUUGGACCCGAACGAGCUGCAGGGGAUCAUCCCCCGCUCCUGCGCCGACCUCUUUGACGGUCUGCACGUGAAGCGUGAGAAGGACUCCGACUUCACCUACCGCGUGGAGGUGUCCUACUACGAAAUCUACAACGAGAAGGUGUUCGACUUGAUUCGGCCGCAGCGCAACACGGACUUGAGGAUCCGCAACACGCCGAACUCCGGUCCUUUUGUGGAGGGUUUGACGUGGAAGCUAGUGAACAAGGAGGAGGACGUGGCGCGUGUGAUCCGCAAGGGUAUGCAAGAGCGCCACACGGCCGCAACGAAGUUUAACGACCGCAGCAGCCGCAGUCAUGCCAUUCUCAGCUUCAACAUCGUGCAGCUCUCGAUGGACGAGUCGGACAACGCAUUCCAGAUGCGCAGCAAGCUGAAUCUGGUGGAUCUCGCGGGCUCUGAGCGCACUGGAGCGGCUGGUGCGGAGGGCGACGAAUUCCAUGAUGGCGUGAAGAUCAACCAGUCGCUGACGGUGCUGGGCCGUGUGAUUGACCGCCUGGCGGAUCUGUCGCAAAACAAGGGGGGUGGUCUCCCGGUCCCGUAUCGCGACUCCAACUUGACCUGGGUGCUGAGCGACUCCAUUGGCGGCAACAGUCAGACCUCGAUGAUUGCGACCAUCUCGCCCCACGUGAUCAACUACGAGGAGAUGCGCCAGACGAUUCGUUAUGCGUCGCGUGCGAAGAACAUCAUCAAUUGGGUGAAGAAGAACGAGGACCCACAAGUGGUGAUGAUCCGCGAGUUGCGCGACAAGGUGGCGAACCUGGAGCUGCGUCUGAAGGAAGCCGGUGGCAGCAACUACACGAACGAGUACGUGCGGGGGCUGGAGAAGCGUGUGAAGGAGCUGGAGAAGAAGUGCGCGGAGCAGGAGCGCAUCGUUGCGGCGUUGCGGGCGGAGCUGGAGUACGCCGGUAUUACCGACCCCACCGCGCAGGAGGGCUUCUUAGACCCGGAGAACAAGGCCAAGAUGGAUCAGCAAAAGGCGAAGGCGGAGGAGGCGAUGAAGAAGCAGCUGGAGAAGGCGCAGAUGACGAUCGCAGAGCUGAAGGCGGAGCUGGAGCGUCGCGCGAACACGAUCGAACCAGAGCGGCUGAAGGCGAUGAAGGAGAAGUUGGAGCGGCAGGACUCCCGCCUCCACGCACUCACCACGCAGGUGAUGUUGUACAAGCGCCUCUGGCAGUACUUCGACAGUGUUGAUGCGGUCAUGGAGCUCGUCGAGGACAAGGAGAACCUGCUGCUGCGGGCCUGCGGCAACGCCCUCUCCUCCACCAGCACCGAGUCGUCGGCUCUCAUCGCUCGCAUGAACACGGAGCGUGAAGAGGAUCUCGCGGAGCUAAAGAGGCGCCACGACGAGGAGCUCGCCGCGCAGGCGGAUCGCUUCCGUGCUCGCCUGAAAGACACUCUGGACGACAGCGCCGCGCAGCAGCAGCAGCUCCUGGACCGGCACAAGGACGCCAUCGCCCAGCUGGAGGGCCGCCUGCAGCGCACACGGGAGCUGAACGAGCAGGAGCGCAAGCGCAGCGACGAGGAAAACGAGCUGUUCCGCCAGAAGUUGUUAGACGCGCAGGAGCGCAUGCGACUUGAGUACCAGCAGGACGUGGAGAAGCUGCGCGCGCACGUGGAGGGCGACGUUGGCGAACGGCAGAAGAACUCCGAUGCGAUGCGGCAGCUGCAGGACGCCCACAACCGUGAUACGGCGCGCAUGAAUGAGGAGGUGGACCGCCUGAAGCGCAGCAAAGAUGUGGAUGUGUCACGGCUGCAAAAUCAGUUAGAGAAUGAGCGUCUGCGUCGCGAGUCGGAUCUCAUGGAGAAGGACCGUCAGAUGCGACUGGUGCGCAACGAGGUGGAGGAUAGCAAGCGUGCCUUGGACAAGCUGAACGACGAGAAGAACAAAAUGGAGAAGGAGUACCAGGAUCAGAUUCGCGAUUUGAUGCUGCAGCAGGAGCAGCUGAUUGCGGUGAGCAACGCGGUGCUGGCGGAUUGGGAGAACAAGUCGUCCACACUCGAGGCCGAUCUGCACAAGCUGCGGGGGUUGGUGUACGAUAAGGACUACAUGAGCUUCCGUCAGAAGAUUCGCGAUAUGGCCUUUAUGGAGCGUGAAAACUACGAUCAGAAGUUCCAGGAACUGGACGAGAAGGAGAAGCUCCAGGCCGCACGCAUUGGUCAGAUCAUUUCGAAGGCCCGCCGCGCGAAUGAUGAACAGCACCGCACCUUAAAGCGGUUUGAAAGGGACGUGAAGGAGCGCAUUGGUGGGCGGACGAAGGGACUGACCAGCAGCGACAACGGCUCCUCGCAGGGAUCGCCACCGUCGGAGCUGAUCUCGAUGCAAAGCCCGGAGGCUCAACAGCACUAG
Leptomonas pyrrhocoris is the source of this 3345-nucleotide messenger RNA. RefSeq names its product putative kinesin. The transcript has a single exon. The record is from RefSeq and is a predicted model, not a curated record. Lineage: Eukaryota; Euglenozoa; Kinetoplastea; Trypanosomatida; Trypanosomatidae. Gene Ontology annotation, molecular function: ATP binding; plus-end-directed microtubule motor activity; microtubule binding. The coding region runs from base 1 to 3345 and encodes 1114 amino acids. Gene Ontology annotation, biological process: microtubule-based movement.